Molecule: messenger RNA, 2217 nt
Organism: Manis pentadactyla (Chinese pangolin)
Lineage: Eukaryota; Metazoa; Chordata; Mammalia; Pholidota; Manidae
Gene: CUZD1
Product: CUB and zona pellucida like domains 1
Exons: 9
Coding region: 1-1845 (614 amino acids)
Cellular component (GO): cell surface
Source: RefSeq, a predicted model, not a curated record
AUGGAGGCCGUGAGAAGGCUCAUCCCUUUGGCCCUUUUAAUUGUGUCAUGUUUGGCAGAGCUGAACUCGACCGAGUCAGAAGGCAAAUCAAGCUGUCGGGCCAUCCUGGGAGGUGCCAGCCAGACCGAGAACCAUAAAGCCCUGAUCCUGCAACUCAAUCCCAAAGACAACUGCACCUGGACUGUGGAAAGCCCAGAAAACAAAAGUAUCAGAAUCAUCUUUUCCUACUUCCAGCUUGAUCCCGAUGGAGGUUGUGAAAGUGAAAACAUUGAAGUGUUUGAUGGAAACUCCACCGAGGGGUCUCUGCUGGGGCGAGUGUGCAGCGCAAAUGACUACGUCCCUGUGUUCGAAUCGUCGUCCAACACGCUGACAGUUCAGAUAGUCACCGACUCUGCAAGAAUUCCAAGAAGUGUCUUCAUCUUCUACUACUUCUUCUCUCCUGGCACAUCUAUUCCAGACUGCGGUGGUUACCUGCACACUUUGGAAGGCUCCUUUACCAGCCCCAACUACCCAAGGCCACAUCCUGAGCUGGCCUAUUGUGUGUGGCACAUACAAGUGGAGAAAGGUUACAAGAUAAAACUAAACUUCAAAGAGAUUUUCCUAGAAGUGGAUGAACACUGCAGAUUUGAUUUUGUGGCUGUCUAUGAUGGCUCCUCCACCACCUCGGGCCUCCUUGGACAGGUGUGUGGUCGCGUGAGGCCCACCUUCGAAUCCUCGUCAGACUCCUUGACCGUCGUGCUGUCUACAGACUACGCCAACUCCUACUGGGGAUUUUCUGCUUCCUACACUUCAAUUUAUGCAGAAAACGUCAAUACUACAUCUUUAACUUGCUUCUCUGACAGGAUGAGAGCUAUCAUAAGUAAAUCCUACCUGGCAUCACUUAAAUACAGUGAGAAUAGCUUACAACUAAACAACCCAACUUGCAGACCCAGAAUAUCAAAUGUGGUGGAAUUUUCUAUCCCUCUUGAUGGAUGUGGCACAAUAAAAAAGGUAGAAGAUCAUUCAAUUACUUACACCAAUAUAAUUACCCUUAUUGCAUCCCCAACUUCUGAACUGAUCACCCGUCAGAAGCAUCUCCAGAUUAUCAUGAAGUGUGAAAUGGAACAUAAUUCUACCGUAGAGAUGAUGUACAUAACAGCAGAUGACGUAAUACAAAAUCAAAACGCACUGGGCAAAUAUAACACAAGCAUGGCGCUUUUUGAGUCCAAUGUAUUUGAAAAGCCUAUACUGGAGUCACCAUAUUAUGUGGAUUUGAACCAAACUCUUUAUGUUCAAGUCAGUCUAUACACCUCAGAUCCAAAUUUGGUGGUGUUCCUUGAUACCUGUACUGCCUCUCCCACAUCUGACUUCGUAUCUCCAACCUAUGACCUAAUUAAGAGUGGAUGUAUUCAAGAUGAGACUUGUGAGGUAUAUCCAUUAUCUGAACACUAUGGAAGAUUCCAGUUUAAUGCCUUUAAGUUCUUGAAAAGUCUGGGCUCUGUGUAUCUCCAGUGUAAGGUUUUGAUAUGUGAUAGCGGCGACCAUCAGUCCCGCUGCAGCCGCGGCUGUGUCUCCAGAGGAAAACGAGACAUUUCCUCAUACAAAUGGAAGACUGACUCUGUCAUAGGGCCCAUCCGUCUGAAAAGGGACCGAAGUGCAAGUGGCAGUUCGGGAUUUCAGGAUCAAAUACAUGGAGAAGAAACUCAGAAUCAACCUUUCAACAGUUUGCAUCUGUUUUCAUUCAUGGUCCUUGUUCUGAAUGUUGUGAUUGUGGCUACAGUUAUAACGAAGCAUUUUGUAAAUCAGCGAACAGGCUACAAAUACCAGAAGCUGAAGGCCUGUAAUGAAGGGGUUCAGCCACAAUGAGACAUUUCUCCUGAAUGCCGAUGAAGCCCUAUCUCCUGGCUAUAUGCAUUAUGGAUAAAUUAGGGGGCGCCUCAUAAAAAAAUCUGAUAUACAGAUCCUCCUGUCAACGUGGUCACUGUGUUUCCUUGUAGUAUAAAUGAAAUGACCAGACAUUAUAUAAGUUACCGUCAUGUUAAAGGAUUGAAGCCACCAAAAUAUUAAAUGAGUUAAAAACAUCCUUUUUCAUAAACAUAAAACGUUUUAAGUAAACAUCAGGUGAAAAGUAAAAGGUUACUUUUACUUCCAAAAAGUAGUCUUCAGCCUUAGAUAUAUUUAUUUUCUACAUGCAAAUAUGUUACCUUUUGAAAUAAAUACAACAGUUUUUAUUCCUGA